AAUUCUGUCACAUUUUAUAGACUUUUCACUUACCUACUUACUUAUUGUCGAAAUCAUUCAUAUCAAUAAAUUACUGUCAUAAAAAAGGAAUGAUGUACACGUGAUCUGAGAUACCAAUAUCUCAAUAUCAAAAGGAUAGUGUCUAGAAACAUUCAUAGUCCAUGGUGGCAGGUAUCAAGUUAAACGAAGUUACACUGACUGGCAAUGUAUACGAUUGCCGUCUCCCUCUCUCACCCCUGACCGCUAUCAGGGUGCUCCUGAGGAUUGAGAAUCUAAUCCUGGUGCGCAUGUAACACAUAAUAGCCGCAUAGUCUUCUCCUCUCUUCUGGGAUAGUUUUUCAGCAAGUCUCUUGUGGUAUCUUGUGGCUUGUGGACCCCAUCCGCCAUUUGUUGAGUAUAUAAGUGGGGUAAAUCUGCUUUUAGUUUGAAAAGCGGGAAAAAUCCAUAUAAGGAGUAUGGAUGAUACAGUUGAUUCUGAUUCUAGAGAGGACUUUUGAUAUUAACAUGGUCACAAAAUGAUGCGACGAAGUCAACAUUUCUUGUCCCUAUUUUGAAGAACUGUACCUCUGUUAGAAUUCAAUAUUCUUUUAAAAAUAAGAUUCUGAAAUUUUAUGAUUUUGUUCAUAGAAGUCCCAAUGGUCUUUCAAUUUGAAAUUGCGAGACGAUGUAAUAAACUUCAUAUUACUGCGGCAGCUGCGUGCUGAUAAAUGUCCUGUGAAUCAAUCCACCCACUAGAGAUGAUAAUAUAUUUUUGUGUUUGGCUGGUUUUAGGCCUGGGUGUGUGCCCCAGAGGUAAAUCGGGUGCUAGUAAAGCUCUCACAGGCAACUGGCUCCUUUUGUCAACUGCUUUUGUUUUAAAGGUACUAACCUACGUCUGGAACCAGAACGGGUAUAAUUGUAAUAUCCCACGAGGUCAGCAUGCUAAAUUAUCUCGUUAAAUUUCGUUUUUUCAACAAUAUUUAGAGUUUAGGCGCGGCACCGCGAAUUUUUGGUGCGGUGCCGAGCGUAAGUUGCAGCCAGCAGCAAAAGAAUUAAAAAUAAAUUUCCUUUACAUAUUUCCGAUCAGAAUAUUUUCGGUUAUAUUGACUGUCAUGUUGAUAUUAUUUAAUUGAUUAAAUUUAUUUUUGUAUUUAAAAAUGAUGUAGAGUAUUUACUAUGACGUAGAAUUAUAGCUAGAUCAGUAUGGCCUAUGCAUGCGCGUCAGAAACCUGCAAGUUCUUUUUAUUUGUUAGUAGAGCAUCUUGGGCUAUACUGGUUCUAACAAGUUUAUUAUCGGAUGUUUACUUAUAUUUAUUGUGAUAUUAUUAUUCAUUGUAAUGGCAAUAAAAUUCAAAUUUGUAUGUUACUAUAUACAAAGGGAGAAGAUAUUUAUAAUAUAACAUAAUAUCUGUUACUACCAUUCUACUGACACCACUAUCUCGACUUCAUUUUGUAAUAGCGCCAAACAAUAUUUCUUUUAGUAACAAAUUCUUUGGAACAAAUUUUUUAAAUGUGUUCAAUUUAUUUUUUUUCUCAGUAAUCAUAAAUUUGUUACUAAAAGUUUCGUCCCAUAAAGCUGAUUACGAUAAUGUACAAAUUAUUUCAAAAUAACGGAUGCUUUCAAAGUUGCAUUUUAAGUCUGAAAUCGAUAAUUUGUUUGAACUUUUAUACACAAAUAUUUCAAAAACGUUGAGGCCUGAUUUUACACCUUGAACUCAGAAUUCCGAGAAAUCCUACUGUAAAAUUAUAAUUACUAACUUCUAGCUUGAUUGCAUAGAAUAAUAACACUAUGUACUUACUGUUGGCCUUGGUAUAGAAUAAUUUCUGUUUUGGCUUUAUUGAGUAUGAGUAACUUGUAGUGAUCAUGUAUGAUUUCUAGAAACUUUAAAUUAAAUUUGGUGCUCACAGGUCCUCAUGAUCAUGUGAUCGCCGCAUGAGGUUCUGUAAAUGCGCGGGGCACCUUCAAGCUUAAAUUAUCCACCUUACUGAGGCAGUCAACCAACGCACAGCUUUAUUUUUAUGAUAUGAUAUGUUUUGAUUGUUAUUAAUAAAUACCACAAUUUAAAUUUGUUUUCCUAUUCGAAUUUUCAGGUGUCCUUGAUAUUGAAACCCCUGUAUUGUAAUGAUUGUAAUGAUUUGUUGACACAAACUAUUAUUCAGAAAUAUGGCAUCAUUAGCAGUGUCCACAUCUGAUGAUGAAAUGAAAGAGAAGAAAAGACGGAUAUUUACCCCCCAUUUUUACUUUUUCCUCUGGUGUGGCUGUAUUGCUGCUCAGUCUAUGUUAGUCUCAGGCUUCUUGAACGUUGUUCUGACCACCAUCCAAGUGGAAUUCCAGAUGUCAAGUGCAAAAGCAGCAUUGUUCCCCAGUAAUUAUGAUAUUGCAGUAGCUGUGACAGUGCUUGUUGUUGCUCAUUUUGGUAGUUCGCACAAACCAAGAACUUUGGGCAUUGGAAUGAUCUUGCUGUCUACAGGAGCCUUGUUCUUUGCACUUCCUCAUUUUAUAUAUGGAAGAGACAAUAUAGUGGAAGCAAAGAACUCAGAUAAAAUGUAUUUAUGUGAAACAUCAGAUUCCACAAAUUCAGAAAUUAAGAGUGACUGCCUUGACGAAACGAUGGGUAAUUCUGGUGCUUAUACAUUAUUAACAAUUGGUUCAAUUUUAAUUGGGCUUGGUGCUUCACCUGUGUACACGGCUGGUACCACUUUUUGUGAUGAAAUCUUUUCACCUCUAAAAGUGAGUGUAUAUUUCGGAAUAUCUUAUGGAAUCGGUGCCGUAGCUCCAGCUGUGGGAUACAUUCUGGGUGGACUAUUUCUGGGAUUUUACAAAAGUCUGGGUGAACCACCAGAAGGUUUGACUGUAGAUAAUGCAAACUGGGUGGGGGCAUGGUGGCUUGGAUUUCUUAUCUGUGCACUUAUUGGAUACAUUUUCGGAUUUCUCCUACUCUUGUUUCCUGCACAGCUACCAGAGUGUGAAGACGUGAAACGAAAGAAGCUUGAGUUGAACAUCCAAAUUGCAAAUGGAGAGGAGGCCCCUACUAAUGAGGCUGCUACCGUUGCUGAGGACCAUACGUUCCUGGCCCUGCUAAAAGACAUGCUCCCCCUUCUCAAGGGAGUCCUCAUGAACCCCGUGUUCGUUCUGAUAGUUCUUGGGUCUAUCACUGAUUCUCUGAUUAUCUCCGCUUUUGCUGCGUGGCUACCAAAGAUGGUAGAGUCCCAGUUCGGAGUGUCAAGUUCUAUAGCAGCCUAUAUAACCGGAGGUGUGACAGUUCCUGGAGCAGCGGGAGGAAUUAUAGUCAGCGGGAUUAUAGUCAAGUACAGGAAGCUGAACGGUCUACAGUGUGCUAAAUGGCAAGCAUUUAUCGGUUUGGUCUGUAUUUUGUCCCAGCUGGGCCUCCUUAUACACUGUCCCACCCUCAACAUUGACGGGAUCAACCCACAAGCUGACACCUCCAAGUGCAGUGCAGCUUCAGCGACAACUUGUAAAGUAGCCUGUCCCGAAAAUGACGUGUACGAGCCAGUGUGUAUUGAUGGCAUCACAUACACGACACCCUGUACCGCCGCUUGUACCAGUUACAAUGCCACAUCUUCCGAUUUCUAUGACUGUUGCGGCGCUGAAACAAUCGCCACAGCCGGAUCUUGCGAUACACAAUGCAAAUGGCUGAUACCUUACAUUAUCUGCCUUUUCUUAAUAAUGUUCUUCACCUUCCUCAAUAAUGUCAUAUUCCUCACUGUUAACUUACGGUGUGUGAAGGACAGCGAGCGAGUAAUGGCGAUAUCUUUACAGAGUGUAGCUUUUAGGGUGUUUGGCGCAUUUCCAGGACCGAUCAUACUCGGAGCAUUUAUAGACAAAGCUUGCAUCCUUUGGAACGAAAACGAGUGCGGUGAGAAGGGCGCUUGUCAAGAAUACAACAACUCCGAACUGAUGACGGGAGCCGUUACCAUGGCAAUGAUCGCCAAAAUAGUCGGCACCAUUCUCUACUUCAUCGGCUGGAGGCUAUGGGCCCACAGAGAGGCACAAAACUCCUCGAUACCCUAUUCGGACGAUGUUAAAUGUGGAGUUGUAACCAAUGCUGUAACCGCUGAUAACGAAUCAGACGAUCUUGAGUUAAAAGAAGACCUUAGUAAAGUUGAACUUUCAAAUAUAUCUUUGUAGAGAAGGGAGUUUGUGUUAUCCUGUUCGGGAGAUGUGUAAUUCUUUAGUUCUUUCCAUAAUUCCCAGUCAGUAAUAAUGAGCCUUAAUCACUGGGACUACGUUGUACCUCUUAAAUUAAAAGUGAUAAAACUUUACCCAGUAUUAUACAUCUUCCGUAGCAUUAACUCUUUCAUUUCAUUGCAAUUUCAUCCUAAAAUUCCUGUCAUGUUGCAUUAAAUAUUUUUGUGUUAACCAUUAUAUUAGAUAAUUUUCGCCGUUUGUUUACCCGUAUGAUGUAUAUAAUAAGUAACACAUCCAAAUAGAAACCACGUGUUUGGGGUUAACAACGUUCUGUUUUACAAUAAGUGACUUCCAGGUAGGCGAUGCUUUACAGAGUGUACAGUUGAAUAAGUUUAGAUGUAAUCUAGUUAAGUAAAAGUUAAGUAAAAAUGAUUUAUAGUGUUUGUAGUUGUAAUAUGAAUCAGUGAUCGCAAGCUGGGGGAAAUUACUGACGAUUAUUUAAUAGAGUUGUAAUAUUUCAAGUUUAAAAUAGAACUAGAUAGAGGUUGUAUAUUGUAAACUAUUCGAUCGAUGGAAGACUGUCCGGCAAUUAUAUAUCAAUGUUUAAGAAUUUUUAACCAUUUAGUCGUUAUGAUCAGCUACAAAAUUUUGAUAGUGUAAGAUUUUUAAAUUUCUGUGUUUUAAUAUUGAAAUUAGAUUACUUAGUUUCACAUGAAAUAAUAAAA
Messenger RNA from Bolinopsis microptera, 4854 nucleotides. RefSeq names its product solute carrier organic anion transporter family member 4A1-like. Gene Ontology annotation, molecular function: protein binding. Bases 2144 to 4129 code for a protein of 661 amino acids. The transcript has 11 exons. The record is from RefSeq and is a predicted model, not a curated record. NCBI's taxonomy places the organism in Eukaryota, Metazoa, Ctenophora, Tentaculata, Lobata, Bolinopsidae. Gene Ontology annotation, cellular component: membrane. Gene Ontology annotation, biological process: transmembrane transport.